Molecule: messenger RNA, 2271 nt
Organism: Haemonchus placei
Lineage: Eukaryota; Metazoa; Nematoda; Chromadorea; Rhabditida; Trichostrongylidae
Source: the annotation of a GenBank genome assembly
GGACUGUUCAAAAGAAGACCAACAAUUCCGGAUUAUCCAACGUCGGAGCCCUAUUUCGGCCCACUAGCAGACACAUCACGACGUGAAGACAUCGAGUCUCAACCUCUUAGAACAGUGGUCACGGUUUACCACAGUGGACGAUCUGACGUUCCUCUUGAGAAAGCUGCCGUGAUUACUGAAGAAGUACCACCAGUGAAGGAUGUCUAUUACGAAUAUCCUACUACGGCAGUAUAUGAGGGACCACUUGACAGCACGCCGCGAACCGAUGACAUCUACGGUGAACCGCUCACGCAAUACGUCAGUGUGUACCACAGUGGACGUUCCGAUGAACCAGUACCGAAACCCGAAGAAGAACACAUCGACAUUGCAGAUGCAGCGAAAGCAUUCGGAGAGAAGGUGACGGGACUGUUCAGAAGAGGCCCUGCGCAUCUUGACUAUCCUGUCUCAGAGAGAUAUGAAGGACCUCUUGACAGCACUCCGCGAACCGAUGACAUCUAUGGUGAACCGCUGACACACCACGUCACUGUGUAUCACAGUGGACGAUCUGACGAGCCAGUACCGAAACCCGAAGAAGAACACGUUGACAUCGCUGAUGCAGCGAAAGCAUUCGGUGAAAAGAUCACUGGACUGUUCAAAAGAAGACCAACAAUUCCGGAUUAUCCAACAAGAGGCCCUGCGCAUCUUGACUACCCUGUCUCAGAUAGAUAUGACGGACCACUUGACAGCACGCCGCGUUCCCAUGACAUCCGUGGUGAACCGCUGACCCACCACGUCAGUGUGUACCACAUUAGACACGAUGAGAGACGGAUAUCGAAACCGGAAGAGGAACCUGUUGUCAUUGCACAGGAAGCAAAACCAGUGAGAGAGAAGGACACGGGACGUUUCAGAGGAGGUACUGCGCUUUUUGACUAUCCUACCUCAGAAAAAUAUGAAGGGCCAUUGGAUUCCGUUCAACGUAUUGAUGACAUUUACUCGACACCGCUCACCCAUUAUGUAUCUGUUUAUCACACCGGACGCUCUGAUCGGCAUUUGCGGGAGCGUGAAGAGGCGAACGGUGAUCUUCCGAAGAGUUUACGGCUAGCUGAAACUGCAGUAACAUCCAAGGGAGACCUUAAACAUUUUGACUACACUGUGACGGAGCGAUAUGGAAAGCCCUCAGAAAAAGGGUAUCGUAUCUCUGGCAUGAAUGGUGAUGCUGUCAAGCCUUACGAAAGUGCUUCUCGCUCACGAGAUCAGAUCAGCAAUGAACUGUUAUCUCCUGAAACCAAGCCUCUGAUUGGAGAUAUAGAAACACGCGAUGUGAAAACGGAUAUUGCCGCACAAGAAGAAGUGCGCAAUAAAAUUGAUCUCGAUGUCUUCUUUAAUGUGAAAUCUCGUGAAGACGUCCGUAAGGAGCCUGUAGAAGAAGACCUUGUUUUUUUGAGUGCCGACAAGUUGGAGCGAGAUCAGCAACCUGUCGGUUUUUCCGUAUCAAUAAGUGCGCGACAGCCUGUUGACCGUACAAGUUCUGAGCUGUUCUCUUCUCCUUCAAGAGAAUCGUCAUCAGACACACGGUACCUGCGUGAACACUCCCUGAGGAGCGAACGUGGUCGACGACAUCGACUUUCUCCCCACACUUGGACGACCGUCCGAGAACGCACGGAGGUAACCUAUGUGAGAAAAGUGCGCGUUGAAAGAUCUCUAAGCCCUCAGACUCCAGCUCGUUCGCAUUUCAUCAAGAGAAUACCUUACAAGCCGAGCCCCGAAACUCGUGAAAAUGUAUAUUCAUGCAGACCAUCGAAUUUCGAUGAGCGCGUUAUGGUUCAUCAUCCAAUUUAUCCUCCCAACGAAUCGCUCUAUCGUAAUGGAACUUACAAUGGCGAUAUGCGCAACGGUCGAACCUAUAGUCCAGUUCGCGAAGUGGCUGCCUUCGACAGAACAGAAUGGAUUGAUCAACAUCCUAGCUACAUUCCUCCAAAUCGCCGAGCUGACGAAAUUUUCACGGUUGGCACGCCAUUCAUUAUGGGUCAUGUGGAACACGAUGGCAACGGUUGCGCUUAUUUACGCUAUCAAAGCAGCGGCUUGCAAGAGCGCACUCCUCUGCCGGAACGCAUCGACGAUCUCCCAAUGAUUGAAGAGGGAGCAAUCGAAUGUCGCCGUGCUACCGUACGGGCUGGUCUACGCGACAUGGACACAGUCGGCCUUGUUCAGGAUGAGGAAGAACUUGAACGACGACGUCGACCAAUUCGACGGGCCAGACAGCGCAUGCGCAGCUAUUGCACAAUGCUGUAG